This is a messenger RNA of Bradysia coprophila, 1772 nucleotides long. RefSeq lists its product as uncharacterized. Lineage: Eukaryota; Metazoa; Arthropoda; Insecta; Diptera; Sciaridae. The record is from RefSeq and is a predicted model, not a curated record. Gene Ontology annotation, biological process: proteolysis. Gene Ontology annotation, molecular function: protein binding; serine-type endopeptidase activity.
ACUUUGGUUGGCUUUCGCAAUUAAACAUUGAUUUAAAGUUUCGUAUUAUGUGUUCAGUUGUUCGAUAAUCUUUGACUUUAGAACAUUAUCGCUUGCGAAUGUCGUCGAAUGUGUGUAUAGUGAGGUCUUUGAUUUUGUUGUUCAUACAUUUGGGAUUUAAGGAAAUCAGUGCAAACGAAUGUGGUACGACAGAAUAUAUUGAUCCGAAAAUAGUAGGAGGUACUGCAACGGUUAGAGGUGCCUGGCCCUUCUUGGCUGCGCUGUUCUACGUUGAAGACCCGAAAUUCUUUUGUGGAUCUACGGUUAUAUCUGGAAAGCAUGUGCUAACAGCUGCUCACUGUGUUCAACAAAAAAAUUCGCGUAGGAAACUCGCACCAGAAGAUGUGACUGUUCUCCUGGGUGCGUAUAAUCUUGACUUAAAAAUCGAAAGAGGUAUUGAACAGAGAGAUGUGGAAGCAAUUUAUUUACAUCCGGAUUGGAGAGCAUUUAGUGAUCAAUAUGAUGCCGACUUAGCAAUAUUAGUUCUAAGUCGAAUAGUUGAGUUUACAAAGUACAUUCGUCCUAUUUGUAUGCCUGCCGAUGAUCUUCCGAUUGAUACGCCUGGAUCGAUUGUUGGAUGGGGUCUUUCCGAGAGAAGCACAGACAACCACCCUGAGUCGAUUCCACUUCACGCUUACACGAAAGCUUUAAACGAUUCGUAUUGCUAUACGACACAACAAUUUCUUGCAUUGUUUUCAUCGACGAGGGUAUUUUGUGGCGGCGGUGAAGGAUCACCUAACAAAGGCGACAGUGGUGGUGGUUUCUUCAUUCUUUCCGGCUCGUCAUGGACCCAAUAUGGAAUUAUUUCCGCUUCUAUAUCUGACGCAAGGGGUAAUGUGUUACCAAAUUCAUUCACACUCUAUACAAAUUUGAGGGCAUUCAGGAGCUGGAUAGACGAAACGGUAGAAAAAGAUGGAAGCAGUGUGAUGACAGCGAGAGAAAAAGAGAAGGUGAAAACUGAUGUGUGGUGUAAUUAUGAGAUUGUUCUUGAGAGUUUGUACAAAUGUUCUGUAUGGGGGGUUAACGUGACGAAUACAAAUUUCGAGGUUGGAUCAUUCACUGGCUCACAUGUAAAUGGAUAUGAUGCACAAAAUGUAACAGAAAUCUGGUUUUGGACUGGUACACUCGAGCAUAUACCGUUUGGCAUUGGUCGAAAGUUCAACGUUUUGGAGAAAUUUUGGGUCAGUUACGAUGACAGAAAUUUGGGAUUGAAACGCUUACAACGAUCAAAUUUUAAAGACAUGGGACACCUAUGGUAUAUAGAUGUUAAAUAUAAUGACGUAGAUACUGUUGACGAAGAUACUUUGAGAGACCUUCCAAAUUUAAAAUAUUUUGUUAUAAAUAACAACAAGCUCAAAAUGUUGCAAAAGCACACUUUUGAAAAGAACACCAAACUAAAACACGUUAAUGCUAACUCCAAUCAGCUGCAAUUUGUGCAUGGUGAUCUUUUCAAAAAUAAUCAAUUGCUGGAGGAAGCUCUUUUCAAAGACAACAAUUUGAAAACCAUUUCGGUCGAUUUUACACGCUUGGGGUCAAUCAAAACAAUCGAUUUUCGCGGAAAUCAAUGCAUAGACAAGGAACUUGGCGAUGUUAAUAAUUCUACCGAGCUUCAAACUCUUCUCAACUACCAGUGCAAUCGAAUGGAUCGAUUUUUUUUCAGUUAAAAGUAAUGUAAAAAUGUCUUUUUAGAUUUACGCCUGUAACGGUUAUCAAGUGAAAUACAAAGUGUUGUA